GCGCAGCCCGGCGCCCUUCGCCAUGUCCUCUACGCGCCCGCCUCAGGCCCUCGGCGCCGCGCAUGCGCCCGGCGGUGCCCGGCUGCGCCGCCAUGUCGGGGGCGCUGAGGAAGACCACUGGGCUCGUAGGAUUGGCUGUAGCUGAAAAUCCUCAUGAGCGCCUGCGAAUACUGUACGCUAAAAUCCUUGGUGUUCUGCAAAACAUUCCCAAAGAUGCAGCGUAUAGGAAAUACACUGAGCAGAUUGUAAAUCAGCGGCUUAAUUUGGUGCAAACAGAAACUGAUGUGCAGAAACUACAAGACAAACUGAAUAGUGGUCAAAUAGAAGAAGUCAUUGUACAGGCUGAAAAUGAGCUUUCCCUGUCAAGAAAAAUGUUACAGUGGAAACCAUGGGAGCCUCUAGUUGAAGAACCGCCUUCUAACCAGUGGAGAUGGCCAAUAUAAUAUUCAAAUGGUGUAACUUCUUGAAAUUCAAAAAUGUUAAAUGAUCUAUUGUUACUGACAGUUAACCUUUAAAUUAAAAUUACUUCA
Molecule: messenger RNA, 530 nt
Organism: Cygnus olor (mute swan)
Lineage: Eukaryota; Metazoa; Chordata; Aves; Anseriformes; Anatidae
Gene: NDUFA5
Product: NADH:ubiquinone oxidoreductase subunit A5
Exons: 5
Coding region: 63-443 (126 amino acids)
Biological process (GO): respiratory electron transport chain
Source: RefSeq, a predicted model, not a curated record